This is a messenger RNA of Trachymyrmex cornetzi, 1161 nucleotides long. RefSeq lists its product as uncharacterized. The record is from RefSeq and is a predicted model, not a curated record. The transcript has a single exon. NCBI's taxonomy places the organism in Eukaryota, Metazoa, Arthropoda, Insecta, Hymenoptera, Formicidae. The coding region runs from base 1 to 1161 and encodes 386 amino acids.
AUGGUUGUUGACUAUCAAAACAUACAAAUACAUGGUUUUUGCGACGCUAGUAAUAUCGGUUACGGCGCGUGUAUAUACGUUCGCUCAUGUGGACCACAGGGGAAUGUUGCUGUCAGAUUAUUAUGCGGCAAAUCGCGAGUCGCGCCAUUAAAACCCGUCACCAUACCUCGACUCGAACUGUGCGGCGCGUUAUUGCUGGCACAACUCUAUCAAGAAGUGAGCCAUGCGUUGCAGCUUAAAAUCGACAAGGCCGUUUUUUGGUGUGAUUCGACCAUCGUAUUACACUGGUUGAAUACCUCCCCACAUCUGUUAAAGGUAUACGUGGCAAAUCGCGUCGCGACUGUUCAGGAAAUCACUGGUUCUCACCAAUGGCGAUAUAUUAAAUCGAAAGAAAAUCCCGCGGAUUCAAUUUCUAGAGAACAGUUGCCAUACGAUUUCUCACAAAAUCAGCUAUGGUUUUCAGGACCUACGUGGCUUACCGAGAACGAGCAUGAUUGGCCUAACGAAUCUAUUUGCGCAACUGAGGUUCCCGAGUUAAAGAAAAACGUAUGUUUUGUGUCCAUGCAUGGUAACCUUGACAUCUUCGACAGAUAUUCGUCUUACUCUAAAUUGCUUAGAAUCAUAGCUUAUUGCUUGCGCGUUCGGCCCACUAAUAAGCAUACGGGUGCGUUAUGCGUUAAAGAAAUUAAUGAAGCAGAGAUACGGGUAUUGAAGUUAUUGCAAAUCACUAGAUUUCCCGACAAAAUCAAAAUACUAAGCAAAACCUCAAUGCAAAAGAGCAAAUUCGCUGAAUUAAAUCCAUUCUUAGACGAAAAUGGUUUGAUUCGCGUCGGCGGGCGUCUUCAAAAAUCAGAUCUCACCUUCGCGGUAAAACAUCCGGUUUUGUUCCCCACUCGACACUGUUUGACUGAUCGUAUUAUUCGCGAAGUUCACGAAAACCAUCACCAUACGGGUAUACAAACAACGUUGUAUAAUAUUCGCCAAAGAUUUUGGCUACCGGGCGGAAUGAGGUGCGAAAAAUCGUCCGAUCGUGUGUGCGUUGUUUCCGGUUUGAGCCCAACACAGUCGAAUAUAGGAUGGGAAAUCUUCCUGCAGUUCGUGUACGCGGGGCCUUACCGUUUGCCAACACUGGCAUUGAUUAUUGCGGACCGUUCCAUAUAA